UGUGCUCACUGUAUAAUGGCCAGCAACAAAACAUUCUUCGGCUCUCGUUUUACAGGGUCUGAAGUCAAAAUUGCCGGUGCCAACCCCUCCGCAUGGAACCUUAUAAAGAAAUUGAGCGAGCAGGUUAACCAACAAGAUGAAUAUGAGUAUGAGGAGUCCAAGUGUCCAUCUGCUGCAUGCGCUCUUUUCCAGUGCAGAGACAGCAGCAGCAGCAGCAAGACAGCAAUAUUGAAGAUUUAUAUGCAGAUUCCAUUUGCAGGCUCAGAAUCAGAACAAUCCGGAGUCAGAAACCAGCAAGCUUCCAAUGAACUCACUUACUACGCCGACAAUGAGCUUACGGCUCUGCGGACCUUGACGCGCAAUGGCUGCGAGUCAGCCCCAACCCUCCUCAACUACAAAUUAGAUCGGCAAGAUAAGACUGGGGUCGUACCUGGAGGGUUUAUUCUGUAUCUGUUGAUGAAUGAGCUGCCAGGUGCUCGCCUUAACAGCUCGUUUUGGAACUUACCGACAACUGAACGGGACGAAAUUCGCCAGGCGUUUAGGAUCGCAUACGAGGAUUGUGUUAAGGCUGGAGUUCGCAACUUAGCGGCGCUAAAGGAUAUUCUGUUCUGGAAUAAAGAGUCACGGAAGAUCUACAUUACAAGUUUCCAACUGAGCCGCCUUGAAAAAGCAAAAGGAGAUACCUGGACUGACAAUAUGUGGAUUCAAUGGGGCUUAGCAAGGGGUUGAGGUUCCAGCCGAAUAAGAGAUCUAUAGGCUUCCAAUAAUUCGUCCUGACAAACGUAGCAUCCUCUCCUGUUUCUCCCAGUAUUCCACUCUACAAUGGUCGGGCAUUUGUGCCUGCGAUGGUUGUCUUAUGGUGAGAAGCUCCGCUAAUUUAUUUGCUACCGAGGUAUAUAUACACCAGCAUGGAAAAGGGUGCUCAGAUCACACGCUCCACCAUUCGACUGUAUGUAUUCCAGUGACG
Molecule: messenger RNA, 967 nt
Organism: Aspergillus glaucus CBS 516.65
Lineage: Eukaryota; Fungi; Ascomycota; Eurotiomycetes; Eurotiales; Aspergillaceae
Exons: 4
Coding region: 16-729 (237 amino acids)
Source: RefSeq, a predicted model, not a curated record